AUGUUUCAAUUUCAGUACUCCCUUUAUUCAUCAUCCCUUCCAUUUGGUUGCUUUUCAGGAUAUACUGUGAUGCCGGCUCUGAGAAUUCAUGGAUAUGCCUUGGCUGUUUCGUUUUGUCUUAUCACCUUCAUAGCAGCAUCACAACGAACAGACCCUUCAGAAGGUGAAUUUGCAUUACGUCUUCAAGUUUUUGAAUAUUUCUUUUUCACUUUGGUCCAUCUGGCCUCUGAUUUUGGACACUAUACAAGAGAGCUCACGUUAGAGAGAAAGUUUAAUGCGCUGAUAGACAUCAAGAAAAGUUUGAUUGAUUCUAAGAACAAUCUUAAGAACUGGAAUAAAGGAGAUCCAUGUGCAAAAAACUGGACUGGGGUUUGGUGUUUUGAUAAGAUUGGGGCUGAUGGGUACUUCCAUGUUCGUGAGAUCUACUUGAUGAGAAUGAAUCUCUCCGGAAGUCUAUCACCUCAGCUUGAUCAGCUAUCCAGUCUAGAGAUAAUGGAUUUCAUGUGGAACAAUCUAACAGGCCCGAUACCAAAGGAGAUUGGAAACAUUAAAUCAUUGAAACUCUUGCUCCUGAACGGGAAUAAGUUAUCUGGGAGUUUACCAGACGAGCUUGGCAACCUUCCAAAUUUGAAUAGAUUCCAAGUAGAUGAAAACCAAUUGUCUGGUCCUAUACCAGAGUCACUAGCCAACAUGAUCAAUGUUAGACACCUUCACCUGAACAACAACUCAUUUAGUGGUCAACUUCCAUCCACACUUUCGAAGCUACCAAGUCUUAUGCAUUUGCUUGUGGACAACAAUAACUUAUCUGGCAAUCUUCCGCCAGAAUACUCUAUGUUACAUGGAUUGGCUAUACUCCAGCUUGAUAAUAACAACUUCAGCGGGAAAGGAAUUCCUUCUACCUAUGUAAACUUAACCAGGCUAGUGAAAUUAAGUCUAAGAAACUGCAGUCUGCAUGGAGCUGUUCCUGAUUUCAGUUCAAUACCCAAGCUUACCUAUUUAGAUCUAAGCUGGAAUCAGUUCACUGGGCCCUUACCGUCAAAUAAACUGGCAGACAAUAUGACAACUAUUGAUCUGUCCAAUAAUCAUCUCAACGGAUCUAUUCCUCAUAGCUACUCUUAUCCUCAUCUUCAAAAAUUGUCACUUGCGAACAAUUUACUGUCGGGGUCCAUCCCUGCUAGCAUAUGGCAGAAUACGUCCCUCAGUGUGAAAGAUAAACUUUUAAUUGAUCUACAUAACAACUCAUUUGAGGAUGUUUUGGGAAAUCUGGACCUCCCUAAAAAUGUUACCUUGAGGCUUUCUGGUAAUCCUAUCUGCGAGAAUUCUAACACACAAAGUGUUGGUCAAUAUUGUGAACCUGAAGCAGCUGAGGCAGCUCAAACCUCGACAAACUCUACUGUCUGUCCUGUUCAAUCUUGUCCAGUGGAUGACUUUUAUGAAUACGCCCCUUCUUCCCCAGUUCCUUGCUUUUGUGCAGCACCUCUGAGAAUUGGAUACAGGCUGAAAAGUCCAAGUUUUUCUUACUUUGCUCCCUAUAGAUCUAGUUUUGAACACUAUAUAACCGAUUCCUUAAAAUUACACCUCUAUCAACUAUCAGUAGAGUCAGUUGCUUGGGAAGAGGGACCUCGUCUUCGAAUGUACUUGAAACUCUUCCCUUCAUAUAAUGAUUCCCGUUCUAAUGUGUUCAACGUAAGUGAGGUCCGUCGCAUUAGCAACAUCUUUACAUCUUGGCAAUUUCCUCCUUCUGAUUUUUUUGGACCAUAUGAACUCCUGAACUUCACUCUUCUUGGACCUUAUGAAAAUUUAAUUCUUGAUUCGGAGAAGGGAAAAAAUAGUGUGGGCAUAAAAAUUGCUGUUGUAUUAGCAGCUGCUGCUUGUGCUUUAGCAAUAUCUGCAAUAAUUAUUCUCCUGAUUACUAGAAGAAACAUGAAAUACCAGAAGAAGAUUUCCAGGAAACCUACUAAUGUAUCUAUCAAAAUAGAUGGCAUGAAAGCAUUUACUUACAAAGAACUGGCUCUUGCUACUGACAAAUUUAAUAUCUCAACUAAAGUUGGCCAAGGAGGUUAUGGGAAUGUCUAUAAAGGCAUUUUAAGUGAUGAAACUUUUGUGGCCGUUAAGCGAGCAGAAGCAGGUUCCUUACAAGGACAAAAGGAGUUUUUGACUGAGAUUGAGCUUUUGUCAAGGUUGCACCAUCGCAAUCUUGUUCAACUAAUUGGAUACUGUAAUGAAGAAGGAGAACAGAUGCUGGUUUAUGACUUCAUGUCCAAUGGCACCCUAAGGGACUGGAUUUCUGGUCGAAGUAGAAAAACCAGGGGGAGCCUAAAUUUUAGUAUGAGGUUGAGAAUUGCAAUGGGAGCAGCCAAAGGCAUACUUUAUCUGCAUACAGAGGCUAACCCUCCUAUAUUUCAUAGAGAUAUUAAAGCCAGUAACAUUCUUCUGGACUCCAACUUUACAGCUAAAGUGGCUGAUUUUGGACUGUCACGGCUUGUACCAGACUUAGAUGAAGAAGGAACUGCUCCUAAAUAUGUAUCAACAGUUGUGAGAGGAACUCCCGGUUACCUGGACCCAGAAUAUUUGUUGACUCAUAAGCUAACAGACAAAUGUGAUGUCUAUAGCCUGGGAAUUGUGUAUCUAGAGCUUUUGACAGGCAUGCAACCAAUAUCACAUGGGAAAAACAUUGUCCGCGAGGUUAAUAUGGCUCGUGAAUCUGGCACAGUAUAUUCCAUCAUAGACAGCAGAAUGGGGUUGUAUCCAUCUGAUUGCUUGGACAAGUUCUUAGCUCUGGCCCUCAGUUGUUGCCAAGACAAUCCAGAGGACAGGCCAUCAAUGCUAGAUGUGGUGAGGAAACUUGAAGAUAUCAUUGCAAUGUUGCCCGAAGCUGAAACCCUUUUCUCUGAUGUUAGCUUGCACAAUUCUGGCAACGUAGCACCACCCUCAUCGUCAGCAUCAACAUCAGGAUCCCAUGUGACAAGGGAGGAGCAACACAUGUCCUCGUAUGUGUCAGGAAGCAAUCUUGUCAGUGAUGUCAUUCCCACCAUUGUUCCUCGCUGA
Sphenostylis stenocarpa is the source of this 3048-nucleotide messenger RNA. The record is from the annotation of a GenBank genome assembly. NCBI's taxonomy places the organism in Eukaryota, Viridiplantae, Streptophyta, Magnoliopsida, Fabales, Fabaceae.